Molecule: messenger RNA, 5497 nt
Organism: Rattus norvegicus (Norway rat)
Lineage: Eukaryota; Metazoa; Chordata; Mammalia; Rodentia; Muridae
Gene: Dcaf5
Product: DDB1 and CUL4 associated factor 5
Exons: 9
Coding region: 19-2859 (946 amino acids)
Biological process (GO): protein ubiquitination
Source: RefSeq, marked validated
GGCGGCGGCGGUUCCAGCAUGAAGAGGAGAGCUGGCCUGGGGGGCAGCAUGAGGUCAGUGGUGGGCUUCUUGUCCCAGCGGGGCUUGCAUGGGGACCCCCUGCUCACUCAGGACUUUCAGAGGAGACGCCUGCGGGGCUGCAGAAACCUCUACAAGAAGGACCUUCUCGGCCACUUCGGCUGUGUCAAUGCCAUUGAAUUCUCCAACAAUGGAGGCCAGUGGCUGGUCUCAGGAGGAGACGACCGCCGAGUUCUGCUAUGGCACAUGGAACAAGCUAUCCAUUCCAGGGUCAAACCCAUACAGCUGAAAGGGGAGCACCAUUCCAACAUUUUCUGCCUGGCUUUCAACAGUGGGAACACCAAAGUAUUCUCCGGAGGAAAUGAUGAGCAAGUCAUCCUCCAUGAUGUUGAAAGCAGUGAGACCCUGGAUGUGUUUGCUCAUGAAGAUGCAGUAUAUGGCUUGUCAGUGAGCCCAGUGAAUGACAACAUUUUUGCCAGCUCUUCAGAUGAUGGCCGGGUUCUCAUUUGGGAUAUCCGGGAGUCUCCCCAUGGAGAGCCCUUCUGCCUGGCAAACUAUCCAUCAGCCUUUCACAGUGUCAUGUUUAACCCUGUGGAGCCCAGGUUAUUGGCCACAGCCAAUUCAAAGGAAGGAGUGGGACUCUGGGACAUUAGAAAGCCUCAGAGUUCUCUCCUGCGCUAUGGUGGCAACCUGUCUCUCCAGAGCGCCAUGAGCGUGCGAUUCAACAGCAACGGAACCCAGCUCCUGGCACUGCGCCGCCGCCUGCCUCCUGUCCUCUACGAUAUCCACUCACGCCUGCCAGUGUUCCAGUUCGACAAUCAGGGUUACUUCAACUCUUGCACUAUGAAGAGCUGCUGUUUUGCAGGGGAUCGUGACCAGUAUAUCCUUUCAGGCUCUGAUGACUUCAACCUGUACAUGUGGAAGGUCCCUGCAGAUCCAGAAGCCGGUGGCCUUGGCAGGGUGGUCAAUGGAGCCUUCAUGGUGCUGAAAGGGCAUCGGUCCAUCGUUAACCAGGUCCGCUUUAACCCCCACACCUAUAUGAUCUGCUCUUCUGGUGUGGAGAAGAUUAUCAAGAUCUGGAGCCCAUACAAGCAGCCAGGAUGUACAGGAGACCUCGAUGGUCGGAUUGAAGAUGAUUCCCGCUGCCUCUACACCCAUGAAGAGUACAUCAGCCUUGUACUGAACAGUGGGAGUGGCCUGUCCCACGACUACGCUAACCAGUCGGUCCAGGAAGACCCCCGGAUGAUGGCUUUCUUUGACUCUUUGGUGCGCCGUGAAAUCGAGGGCUGGAGCUCAGACUCAGACAGUGACCUCAGCGAGAGUACUAUCCUUCAGCUGCAUGCGGGCGUCAGUGAGCGCUCUGGCUACACUGACUCGGAGUCCUCAGCCUCACUGCCCCGCUCCCCACCUCCCACAGUGGACGAGUCUGCUGACAAUGCCUUCCACCUGGGGCCCCUGCGAGUCACCACCACAAGUGCAGUGGUAUCAACCCCAGCAACGCCAACAUGUGAGGAUGCGGCCUCUCGACAGCAGCGCCUGUCCGCUCUGAGGCGCUAUCAGGACAAACGCCUCCUGGCCCUGUCCAAUGAGUCUGAUUCUGAAGAGAAUGUUUGUGAGGCUGAACUGGACACAGAUCUCUUCCCUCGGCCACGGUCACCCAGCCCUGAGGAUGGAUCUAGCAGUUCCAGCAGCUCCACUAGCUCUGAGGAUGAAGAAGAACUGAACCAACGCCGAGCCAACACCCGGCAGCGAAACGCCAUGCGGAGGCGACAGAAGACAGCCCGGGAAGAGCGGCCCAAUGCUCCAGUCAAAUCCACCAACACCUACAUUGGAGAGGACAAUUACGACUACCCACAGAUCAAGGUAGAUGACCUCUCCUCCUCCCCAAACUCCUCCCCUGAGCGUAGCACUUCCACUCUGGAUAUUCAGCCAAGCCGGGCACCACCAGCUGCCAACAUGGAAUCAGUUGAGCGUAAGAUUUAUAAAGCUUACAAAUGGCUCCGCUACUCCUACAUCUCUUACUCAAAUAACAAAGAUGGGGAAACCUCCCUAGUGACAGAGGAAGCAGAUGAAGGAAGAGCAGGAACCAGCCACAAAGACAACCCAACCCCUUCUUCCAGUAAGGAAGCCUGUCUAACAGCCACAACCCAGAGGAGCCAGGACCAGUCUCCUGAGGGCUGCAGCAGUGAUGCUUGCAAAGAAGGGACGUCUGCUAGAAAUCCCAACAGCGGUGCAAGCCACGAGCACAGCGGCCAUCCUUGGGCAGAGGUGCCAGAGGGCACCUCUCAGGAUGCUAACAACAGUGGCUCUCUGGAACACUCUUUUGAAACCAAGAAGCUCAAUGGAAAGGCUCUGUGCAAGGCCCUGAGCAGUCGGGCUGAGGAGCCAUCCUCCCCUCCUGUCCCCAAGGCAUCGGGCUCCACUCUCAACAGUGCAUCUGGCAACUGUCCCAGGACCCAGUCUGAUGACAGUGAGGAGAGGAGCCCUGACACCGUCUGUGCCAACCACAACAAUGGACGCUUGCACCCCAGACCCCUUCACCCCCACAACAAUGGGCAGAACUCUGGGGAGCUGGAGUCAGUGGCCUGCUCUUCCCCAGGACACCUAGACACUGACCAUGAUAGCCCAUCCCUGACAGGGACACUCCUACACAAAGAUUGUUGUGGGUCUGAGAUGGCCUGUGAGACCUCAACUGCUGGAAUGAGAGAGGACCCCACUGACCCCUCAGCCAUGGACAGCAGCAAGGUUGUUCAUGGCCAAAGUGGCCUCAAAAGGCACCGAAUUGAAUUGGAAGACACAGAUUCAGAGAAUUCCUCCUCAGAGAAGAAAUUAAAAACAUGAUAAAUACAAAGGGAAAACAAAAGCUACAAAAAGUAGCCUUACAAAAUAAUUUUUCUUGUUUAGUGAACACAGAGGAAAGGAAAAGUAUUAAAGGCACAUAAAACCAGGGCCUGAAAUGUGUCUGCUGCUGCUCCUUCUGUUAGCCACUCACCAGUGGUCGGAUGUCUAGCUGGCACUGCCUCGUGCUCUGCUGAGAGCACUGCCAGCAGCUCUUCUCUAGUGAGAUGUAGCAUAGCAUCCCUGUGCAGGUUCUGUUACGAUGAGCCCGUCUUGGGACAUUCGGCUUGUUCUGUGUGUGUGUGCCCACCGGCACAUGUGGGCUUGUUGUCUUAGGAGACCUUUCUUUUAACUGUCCAUCAGCAAAGACCUGUGAAUCUGUAGCUUUUGCCGUCACACCUGUUCAUUGUUCACAUGACAUGGUGUCCUGGUCGUAACAGAGUGUCUCUUAGAUCAGAGUGUGCUGCAGUGACUUGUGGAUUUAUGUAGCAGAAAGGAGAUGCAGAUGAAAGAGGCCUUCCUUCAGCUCAUUGGCUGUGCUGAAGAGGAAAACAUGGUUCCUUUUUUAAAUGCUCCAUGUUUUCUCCAGCUCACAUAUCACUGAGCAUUUACUGUGGCUCUAAGUGGAACGUUGCUCUUGCUAAUAAGAGGCUGACACUAGAGCUCAGAUCCUGGUAGUGUCGCUGUGUACAGAAGGGGCAGAGCUAUGAUACGUGCUGUGAGGUGCCCGUACAAUGACUAGUGGACAACACAACUUUAAUCAUUUAGGUGCUGGGUUCCUAAGAGGCACUCAAGGCCAGCAGGUGCUUCCUUGGCUCCAGGUAAUGGAGUCCAGGCAUACUGAAAGAAGAAAGGUCCCCUCGCUCUAAUAGAAGAAUGCUAAUGAGUUGUAGUGAAGAGCAGAAUGUGGUACUGUAUUCUAAUCCAGUGCCAAUCUAUCAGUCAGAAAUGGGGGCCAGCACCUUCCCUCAGGUGUGGAGUAGUCAGAGCUGUGGGUUCCACCUGAACUUUGCAGAAUAGUAACUUCUGUUAGGAGACAGGGAGUAUGGAGAGAAGUCUCUGGUUUGUGUGUCCUGGCUCCCAGAAGACAUUCUGUGCUGUUGAAGUAGGUAACAGUGGAGAGAAGAAAAUAUCACAUUUCCAGUGUGUAGUGGUGAUCGUAGUCCCUGAGUUGUCAAUGAAGGGUCGUGCGAGGCAGGAAGACCUAAGGAUGCUCCAGUGUCUUGGUGUAGAUGGUAAAGCAAGAGGAAGGCAGAAGUGGAACUUUGGGUGCAGAGGUGCUAGGCAACAGAGGGAGGGCUCAGCACGAGGCAGCCGUGGCCUCACGGACCCCCAGUUCCUCUCUGAGGAGGACCUGUCCUGCUGGAAUGGACCAAGAGAAGACCACCUGUGGAGGCUGAAGAAUGGAUACCCCUCAGUGCUGGGAGCCAGGGCCCUUGUAAAGGAAGGCGCUUGGUAAGAGCCAGGGGUGUGUGUCAUCUUUCUGAGCUUCGCAGAAGGGAGAUGUGCCUAGUAUUUGUGUGUGUGGCUGAAGUGUAGAAGCACGGUUUGGAAAGGAGAGGAAGGCGCCUGAGUAGGGCGGGGGUGCAUACAGUCAGCUGCUGGACUCUUCCUGGGGAGCGGGACAGUGACUCUGUAACCAACCUUAGAAUCACUUUAGAUUUGUAAUCAAAAUGGUUCUAUGAUUUACCUUUUGACUAUUCGCAGAUAAUUGUAAAUUCUGGUUUUAUAAGCCCAAGUCAUUUUACAUUUGCUUUUUCAAAAUUAUUAAAUUGGAAUUUUUUAAUCCUUUAUAUACAAAAAAAGAGUUAUAAGCACUCAGUGUGUGUCUCUCUUCCCCUUAGUCAGCUUACCUGGUUCUUCUGUUCUGUUUUACUUUAAUCAGAUAGAUUCACAUUAUCUUCCUGGAGGAAAAAGAAAGCAAAAUUAGCUAUUGAUAAUUAGUUUCCAAAUGCCAAGAGUGGUCUUUCAUUGCUAAAAGUUAUCUCAUUUGGGUAUUCAAAAACAUUCAAAAAGUCAGUUAGUUUGUAACUGUAGACACCGAUAAAGGUCAUCCUUUGCAGGAUGCUACCAGUGCCAUAAGUUUGGGUUGUCAGGAGAUGGGCCCUAAAAAAUGACCAGAGCAGGACAGAAAGGGAUGCUUCUUUUAGCCAGUCUACACCCACUUCAGAGCUCUUGUGUUGUGUGGUCCUGGUAUUGGAAUCCUGGCCAGAACUACUUCACAGCCCCUUUGCCUAAACCAUUGUGGAAGCCAGGCCUCCCAUGUUGAAGACAUUUUAAUCCCCAAAUUCCCCCAUGAUGUCUGUUUUCCCUAGCAGCAGAGGGCACUGAUCAGAUGGAUUUUGUUCCUGCACCCUGUACAUAAUGUUUUGAGUGGCAGGUCCAGGGACGUGAGACCGUUGCUCUUCCCUUUGUUUCUCUCCUGGUUUUGUAAAUGAUUCUCAACUGAUAUAUGAGUUCAAUGAGCUGUUGGCUUGAGGCAAAUGAAGUUUGCAACUGUGCUGAUUUAAUAGGAGUCUCGUGUUGUCUGUCAAGGUGCCUUCCUCUGCUGAAGCCUUACCUCUUCGCAGCCCUGCCUCUUCUUACCCAACAAUGCUGACUCUUCUCUGUGUAUAUGCAAAUAAACCUAUUAAUCACUUCC